AUGAUUAUUGCGAAGAUUCGUCGUGUCUCUGACUCUCAUCGAAUGAACGUAGCUGACUUCAGAACUCUUCCUACCAGGAACCCUACGCCCGCCACGCCCAGGCCUCCUUCGCCCGACGAACACAUAGAGCGGAGCCUGCCCGACGACAUGUUUGCCACCAAAGGCACCAAUCGACGUGAGCGAACAUUCGUCGGCAGCUUUUGUGCCGCAUGCGAGGAGCCUUUGGAACACAUCCUUCGCGGAGAGCGAAUCCUUCAACUUUCGUGCGGCCAUGUGUCACACGAGGCAUGUUUCUAUGAGUUCAUCAGGGAAUUCGAUGUCCGGAAUUGCCCAAUUUGUGACAAGCCUUUGGGAUUCGAUACCAGCCGCGGCGGAAACGUCGACUUCGACAAUUUGAACCGGCUCGUACGCUCGACGCACACUCCCGAUCUGAGGGAAAGACCAGAGGAUGUCGAAGCUGCGGUACAGCCAUGGGAGUCAGACGAGCCGAGAAGGUCCAGCACGGCCACACAAAAGCAACUUCCACCCCAAAGAAUAUCGCGAGAGCAUUUGCGACCCGGCCCAGCUCCGCUGAGCAGUCAUCCAUACGAGCGCUAUUCUGCUUCACAUACAUCCAAUUCUGAUGGCCAUGGCCGCCACCCGAGUGCCGACACCGCACCAAUAUCUGACUAUGCCGACAGCCAUCAUGCUAGUGGCAGACGGCACGACUACGAUGUUCAAUCGAUGGAAGCAUCUCUUGCAAGCCCACGACGCUUACGACUCAACACUCGCAAUCCAAUACCAGCGCCUAUUGUGACAGUGAGGAGUGAGUUUCCGACAAUCAAUAAAUCUCGACAUCAGCAAAGUUUGACCUGCCUUGUGACUGUGGAGGUGGUGGAAGGGAAAUGGCGUCCACAUCCAGAGGAGCUGCGAAGCCCCCCUCCACUACCUUCACCCGCCCGAGAACAACGAUUUGAGCAGCGGAAGCCUCGUCCAGUAUCGGAACAACCAGUUGACAGCGUGCACGAAGACAACGCGCUCGAGGAGACGAAAGAGGAACUGUACCGGCGCGUGGACAAUUGGCACGGCUUGGAUUUUGAUCGGUUUGGCAGGCUGAUCAUCCAUGGAAUUGUUCGCGUCGGCAAAGAUAAGCAAACCUGGCAAGAAUUGGAAUGUUAUUUGUUCAGUGAGGUGUUGAUAUGCGUAAAAGAGAAGAAGAUUCAGCCAAACGGGAGUCAACCCUGGCAAGGGCGGGAUGGACCAAAGCCACAAACACGAUGCACGCUCAAAGGUUCUAUUAUCGUCAAAAAGCACCUGAGCCGCGUUGAGACGUCGCCAGAAGGGGAUAUCCUUACUUUGAGUUUGUCGGUAGUCGAACUACCUGCCUUCCACCUCCAAUUCCAGGAUCGCACACAGCUCGGGCAGUGGCGCAAGGCACUCAUCAACAUAAACCGACCUACGCCGCUCGCACCCAUACAGCAGGACUUGGAGCAGGACUUUUCGGGAACUGAUGAGGACGAGUACACGUCACGGAGAAAAAAGCGGGUGUCAUCUGUCCCAUCAUCGUACGGAGCCAACCGAUCGCAGGCCACUGCACCCACAGAAUAUAGUAACUCGCCUGCCGGUGGUGGGCGCGAAAUGAAGCUGGGUUGCUCCCUGCAUAUACCUUUGGACAUUGUGGUUGUGGUGCCCGUCACUUCCUCGAUGCAAGGUCUGAAGAUAAACCUCCUGAGGGAAACUCUGCGAUUUCUGCUAGCAAAUCUUGGAGAGCGAGAUCGCAUGGGGCUGGUCGCAUUUGGUGCCGAAUCUGGAGGUGUGCCUCUCGUCGGAAUGACAACGAAAAGUUGGGGUGGAUGGGGCCUCGCACUGAGUUCCAUCAGACCCAUCGGCAGCAAGAACGUUCGCGCGGAUGUCGUUGAUGGUGCCAACGUGGCAGUGGACCUGCUCAUGCAACGCAAAUCGGCAAACCCGCUGUCAAAUAUCCUUCUCAUCAGCGAUUCGUCCACUUCAGAUCCGGACAGCGUGGACUUUGUCGCCUCCCGAGCAGAAGCAGCGAAGAUUGGCAUCUAUUCUUUCGGCCUAGGGCUCACACACAAGCCUGACACCAUGGUCGAGAUGGCCACGAGGACAAAAGCGAGCUAUAUGUAUGUCAAGGACUGGCUGAUGCUUCGCGAGUGCGUCGCAGGCUGCCUCGGUUCGAUGCAAAGCACGUCCCAUCAGAACGUGAGAGUUCGGCUGCGUCUGCCUGAGGGUUCACCUGCCAAAUUUGUGAAGAUCAGUGGUGCGCUCCAAGUAACCAAGAGAGCGACCGGUCGCGAUGCUGAAGCUUCCCUCGGCGACAUGCGCUUCGGCGAUAAACGCGAUAUCCUCGUCCAGCUCGCCAUUCAGCCUGACAACUCAACACCGGAAUCCGUCCUUGCCGAUGCUUGGGAAAACAUGGUUUCCAGUCUUGAAGCACUUGGUUCUAUUGAGCAAGAGGAAAGCCGCGCUGCUUCUGUUGAGGAGCUCCCAAUUCUCCAGGCGGAGCUCGUCCAGGAAGACGUCCUUCUUGAACGUGUCAGUACUCAGCUGGCACGUCCUUCUUUGCUUGCCAUCACAAUGCUACCUGCUCCUUCCACAAAGGCGCAGAAUGGUGGCCGACCGACUACGCCUUCCAUACCGCCUCAUCCAUCCGUGGUUCAGCGUCGCAUGGAACUCCUGACUUCUGACAUGUUGACAAGAGCUCUGAGUUUAGUAAGCCGUGGCCAGAACGAUCGAGCACACCACCUUCUUGCCGAAACACGAUCUAUCUUGAAAGGCCUAGGCAAAGGUGGCCUCCCUCCGUUACCCACGCCUCCACCAACUGCCGCCCUCCCUCCAACUCCGACCUCAGCACAGCCAUGGAAAAACUCUCCUCUCGAUCCCGCUUUCCCAGCACUUCCCACAGCCAUCCGAACACCAUCACCCGGACACCACGAGACAACCCCACUCUCGCCCACCGUCGGUAUUGAUAGGACGACAAUGAUAGCUCUCGACUCGGAGCUGGAAACGAGCCUCGAGUGGAUCCGUAACCCCACAGUCUUCGGCCGCGACACACGCAAAUCGGUCCUCCAAGCCAUUGGUGUCAUCAGCUCUCAGCGUGGCUACACAUUCCGAUCGCCAUCCGAAUCUUUGUGGGCGAAACGUGUACCAGGUAUUCGAUGCAUGGCCGAACGCAGUCUCGAAUGGCGAGAAGUCGGGGAUGACGCACUUAUGGAAGAGACUGAGUCUUCAACUACUGGCACGCAAUUAACAUCAUAUCCCACACAACCCCAUCAUUCCUUUUGCGACAUGAGCAUUGCAGCGUACAUGCAAAACAUACGGCGAUGA
Pseudocercospora fijiensis CIRAD86 is the source of this 3327-nucleotide messenger RNA. RefSeq lists its product as uncharacterized. The record is from RefSeq and is a predicted model, not a curated record. Lineage: Eukaryota; Fungi; Ascomycota; Dothideomycetes; Mycosphaerellales; Mycosphaerellaceae. The transcript is spliced from 4 exons. The coding region runs from base 1 to 3327 and encodes 1108 amino acids.